CCCCCAAUCCCAGCGGGUCCCGGCUUCCUUACAUGGUCACGGCCGGGCCUCCAGCUCCCGGACGUCCCCCGGCCCCCGCCCCCACCGGACACGGCCCCCGCCCUGCUCGCCCCGCGCGGCCGCCCGCGCCCCGCCAUGGAGGACCUGGAUGCCCUGCUCUCUGACCUGGAGACCACCACCUCACACAUGCCAAGAUCGGGGGCUCCAAAAGAGCGGCCCCCAGAGCCACUCACACCUCCCCCACCCUAUGGACACCAGCCGAAGACAGGGCCUGAGGAAUCUUCAGGAACCUCUGGGGACAAGGACCAUCUAUACAGUACGGUAUGCAAGCCUCGGUCCCCAAAGCCUGCGCCCCCUGCGGCCCCUCCAUUCUCCUCUUCCAGUGGUGUCUUGGGCACUGGGCUCUGUGAGCUAGACCGUUUGCUUCAGGAACUUAAUGCUACUCAGUUCAACAUCACAGAUGAAAUAAUGUCUCAGUUCCCAUCUAGCAAGGUGACUGCAGGGGAACAGAAAGAGGACCAGUCUGAAGAUAAGAAAAGACCCAGCCUUUCUUCCAGCCCCUCUUCUGGUGUCCCAAAGCCUUCAGCCACCUCAGCCACUCUGGAGCUGGACAAACUGAUGGCCUCACUCUCAGACUUCCGUGUCCAGAAUCAUCUUCCAGCCUCUGGGCCAACCCAGACACCAGCAGUGAGCUCCACAGAUGAGGGAUCCCCAACCCUGCCAGGACCCAGUAGCAAGGGCAGCCUGGACACCAUGCUGGGGCUGCUGCAGUCUGACCUCAGCCGCCGAGGUGUCCCCACCCAGGCCAAGGGCCUCUGUGGCUCCUGCAAUAAACCAAUUGCUGGCCAAGUGGUGACCGCUCUGGGCCGUGCCUGGCACCCUGAGCACUUCGUUUGUGGUGGCUGCUCCAUGACCCUAGGAGGUAGCAGUUUCUUCGAGAAGGAUGGAGCCCCUUUUUGCCCCGAGUGCUACUUUGAGCGCUUCUCUCCACGCUGUGGCUUCUGCAACCAACCCAUCCGACAUAAGAUGGUUACUGCCCUGGGCACCCACUGGCACCCAGAGCAUUUCUGCUGCGUCAGUUGUGGGGAGCCCUUCGGAGAAGAAGGUUUCCAUGAGCGAGAGGGCCGCCCCUACUGUCGCCGGGACUUCCUGCAGCUGUUCGCCCCGCGCUGCCAGGGCUGCCAAGGCCCCAUUCUGGAUAACUACAUCUCGGCGCUCAGCGCGCUGUGGCACCCUGACUGCUUCGUCUGCAGGGAAUGCUUCGCGCCCUUUUCUGGAGGCAGCUUUUUCGAGCACGAGGGACGCCCGCUGUGCGAGAACCAUUUCCACGCCCGGCGCGGUUCGCUGUGCGCCACGUGUGGCCUCCCAGUGACCGGCCGCUGCGUGUCGGCCCUGGGCCGCCGCUUCCACCCGGAUCACUUCACCUGCACCUUCUGCCUGCGCCCACUCACCAAGGGCUCCUUCCAGGAGCGAGCCGGCAAACCCUACUGUCAGCCCUGCUUCCUGAAGCUCUUCGGCUGACCCCAGAGCCCGCGAAGACCCCUUCCCUCUGGAAAGCCCCGAUCCUCCAGAUCCUGAGCGCUGGGUCGGAGCUCCAGGCUGCCCCAAACCGUGCUUUGUGUGUCCCUAAGCACUGGGGAGCCUCGCCCCUAAAGUACUCUGCGUUCUGGCAGGUAUAGUUCAGAAAAGGCCCUGCCCAUACAACACCCCCACACCCUCACAAUGGGUUUUACGCUGAAGAAAUCCCGAGUGAGCCCCUCACUACGUUCCCACCCUCGAGGGUGCCCCUGCGUGGCGGAGGGCACCCUCCGCCCUUGCAAUGCCGGCUGAUCAGAGGCCAGGGCAGGUUCCCCGCGCCCCCUCACUGGUUUGUGCACUUUUUUCUACGUACAUAAACACGCAUUCCACGCCUCA
Messenger RNA from Cavia porcellus (domestic guinea pig), 1914 nucleotides. It is a transcript of the gene Tgfb1i1, whose product is annotated as transforming growth factor beta 1 induced transcript 1. The record is from RefSeq and is a predicted model, not a curated record. NCBI's taxonomy places the organism in Eukaryota, Metazoa, Chordata, Mammalia, Rodentia, Caviidae. Bases 136 to 1521 code for a protein of 461 amino acids. The transcript has 11 exons.